Messenger RNA from Argentina anserina (silverweed cinquefoil), 714 nucleotides. RefSeq names its product nuclear transcription factor Y subunit B-7. NCBI's taxonomy places the organism in Eukaryota, Viridiplantae, Streptophyta, Magnoliopsida, Rosales, Rosaceae. The record is from RefSeq and is a predicted model, not a curated record. Gene Ontology annotation, biological process: regulation of transcription by RNA polymerase II. Gene Ontology annotation, cellular component: CCAAT-binding factor complex; nucleus. The transcript has a single exon. The coding region runs from base 1 to 714 and encodes 237 amino acids. Gene Ontology annotation, molecular function: DNA-binding transcription activator activity, RNA polymerase II-specific; RNA polymerase II cis-regulatory region sequence-specific DNA binding; protein heterodimerization activity.
AUGGAAGAUGACAACCAUGGAAAUAAUAGGCUAAAUGGUCCAAAUGGAGGAAGCCCUGAAAACCCAUGUUUAAACAACAACACUCCUGCUAGUAGCUGCAACUCCAACAUUAAUAUACACCACAAUCAUAAUCACAAUAACAAUCACAACCAUCACCACCACAGCAACAAAGAACAAGACAGGUUUCUUCCCAUUGCGAAUGUGGGUCGCAUUAUGAAGAAAAUGAUUCCCGGAAAUGGAAAAAUUUCUAAAGAUGCAAAAGAGACUGUCCAAGAAUGUGUGUCCGAGUUCAUUAGCUUUGUCACCGGUGAGGCCUCCGAUAAAUGUCAGAGGGAAAAGAGGAAGACUAUCAAUGGCGAAGACAUCAUAUGGGCUAUCACAACACUAGGGUUCGAGGAUUAUGUACACCCUUUAAAAGUGUACCUCCAAAAAUAUCGAGAGCUUGAAGAUGAGAAGCUAAAUGUUCCUAAGCAACAAAGACUGGAGCAAAGGCUGCAGCAACAGAAACAACAGCAACAUGUAGUACAGCAAGAACAAGAGCAACAAAGUAUACCUAAUUCGUAUAGUGUAUAUUCUUCGACGAGUCUCAUGUCUCAACCGACUUCUUUCAUUACUCAUCAUCAUGAUCCGGCAUUUUCCCUGCAUUUCUCUCCCGGCUCAAUUCAAAAACAGUUACAGCCACAAGAUCAAAUCGAUUCAGUUGCGCACUGGUAG